Pisolithus orientalis is the source of this 1875-nucleotide messenger RNA. Its product is annotated as Dfp1/Him1, central region-domain-containing protein. Lineage: Eukaryota; Fungi; Basidiomycota; Agaricomycetes; Boletales; Pisolithaceae. The transcript has 4 exons. Gene Ontology annotation, biological process: positive regulation of nuclear cell cycle DNA replication; regulation of cell cycle phase transition. Gene Ontology annotation, cellular component: nucleus; Dbf4-dependent protein kinase complex. Bases 1 to 1875 code for a protein of 624 amino acids. Gene Ontology annotation, molecular function: nucleic acid binding; zinc ion binding; protein serine/threonine kinase activator activity. The record is from RefSeq and is a predicted model, not a curated record.
AUGGCCAGUCAUGCUCGCCGACCUCUCAGUGCCCGCCAGCAGGAACUCCCUUUUGGAUUCUCGUCGCAGAAGCUACCAGGUCGUCUCCCAGCUUCAGUGAAACGACCGCGUUCUCCCGAACCCAAUACGGACGUGGUUCCCACACAAGCAAACCCCAAGCGGGUGAAGGCAGUCAACGUUGACUCUUCAACGUUGGCCACCCCAGACAGCAAGGAACGCAGGGAUAAGGAGCAGAGGAGGUUGCUACGUGAAGCGACUAAGAAUGAAUUCCGUGUCAAAUACACGCGCGCAUUUCCAAGUUUCGUCUUUUACUUUGACUUGGAUCAGCUGGAUUCGCAAUCCUCGGCGUUUAGGAGCUCCCUCAUGGCCAGAGUAACUUUUCUUGGUGCCCGCGUCGAUGACUUCUUCUCUAAUGAGAUCACUCAUUUGAUCACGGAUGAAGUCGUUCCAGCGACAGACGAUACUGCUUGUAACAAAGAAAAUACUCACUCUACAAAUGGACUUGCCGGACGAUCAGCGCUGUGGCUCAAGAGCCCUGUCAAGCUUAAAGGCCGGUGGGUUAACGCUGAUGAUAGCUGUGUGCAACAUUUCAGCCUUGUGGAGAAGGCGCAGGCGUUCGGAAUGAAGAUUUGGAAUCCCGCGAAGUUGGAUAGUGUGCUCGAACGCUGCGAUCUGCGUGUACCAGCAACACUCAAGCAAGCUUCAAGCGCGCAAUCUGUCACCCCCACUGCGAGUCAGCGGUCCCUUACACGCCUGCUCGCGUCAGAGCGCCUUCACGGAACUACAGAGCGCGAUCCUACUCAGAAGCGCCACGACUUCCGAUAUUUUUCAAAAUCCAGCUGCUUCGUCAUAGUGGAGGACGUGAAGCAGGAACUGGCCACCAUUCAUGCUCUCGAAUAUCCCAUCACGAAAGGGAGAGAUGGCAAAGAACGAGGUGCCUGGCCUGUCCUCCACUGUCAUCCCCACGCUAGGGGGCCGUUCAUCGAAUUCGAUGAACGUGAGAGGAGACGAUGGGAGAAAAUUAAACGUGUGGAAGAAGCUCGAGAAUACGAAAGACGACAGAAGGUUGCCAGAGAACUCCAGCGGAAGAAACGUGCAGAAGCCUGUCUGGUGUCUCGGAAAGCUGGCGACCUUCGCCGCUCAGUGUCUAUGAGCAACUUAAACCGUCAAGUCACAACCGGUUGUGUGGAGGAAUCCGUAGAUUUGGACGUCGAUAUUCCCGAAACUCAAGCUUCCGCUAAUGCCUCAGGUUACUUGGCAUCUACGUGUACAGGUGCCUAUGUAGCUGCCUCAGGCAACAGUGUAGCGAUCGCAUCCACAACGGGAACCACUUCGACGGUUGGCGGCGCACCUCGGACUUUGGAUCUGCCAGCACACCUACGUGGACGCAUCCAACGACAGAUCGUAACGUCGCGCAAAGUCUCCUCUUUUAGCGCGAAAAGCACUCAGAAUGGGAAGCCUGCAGUAAUGGGCCCCCCUGACGUUAUACCUGACCGUGCGCUUCUUAGAAAGAGCCGUAGCACCAAUACGCUGCGGUUACCCAAGCGAGAUGAAGGGACUAAGCCCGGUUACUGUGAGAGUUGCAGAGUCAAAUUUGAUGAUUUUGAAUAUCACAUAAGGGACCGCAAGCAUCGCAAGUUUGCUGAAGAUGACUCAAACUAUCUACAGCUGGAUUUUCUCCUCGACCGGGUAAAGCGCCGUACCCGGCAGCAUUCCGACGAAGAAAAGCAGCGUUUCACAAAGGAGUUUCAACUCCGUCCCACCGUACAAGCUGAAGGAAGCUCUUCUUCGACAGGUUGCUCCAAGACCCUCGAGCAUACUACCAUGUUGGACUAUGAUACUGAAGCUGAGGGUGAGACUAUGGACUUGAGCUAA